AUGUCACAUGUCUUCGACACUGAGGCAGUUGGUGCCUGCCGGGCAUUAGAACAGCACAAUGUCGGCCUGAAAUGGGCUCCUGGGCAUAUGAGGAUAGAGGGCAAUGAGGAAGCAGACCGCUUGACUAAGCGGGCAGUCUCAUCUGCUGCAGCCCCAGCCUAUGGACUUGAGGCCACACCCACAGUCAGUGGGGUCCGCACAGUGGCCAAGCAGCUCAGUCAAGAGGCAAGGUGA
This is a messenger RNA of Histoplasma mississippiense, 234 nucleotides long. RefSeq lists its product with no specific name. The transcript is spliced from 2 exons. The record is from RefSeq and is a predicted model, not a curated record. NCBI's taxonomy places the organism in Eukaryota, Fungi, Ascomycota, Eurotiomycetes, Onygenales, Ajellomycetaceae. Gene Ontology annotation, molecular function: nucleic acid binding; RNA-DNA hybrid ribonuclease activity. The coding region runs from base 1 to 234 and encodes 77 amino acids.